CGAGACCAGUUCACCAUUAGCUCGAGCAGAAAGUGGGGCGGAAAGCUAGGGUUUCUCAGGUCCUCGGCAAUGUCGUCGGCGAAAACCCUAGCGCGGGCGGGCUCCUCCCUCCUCGGCCGCCUCCUCGCGUCCCCGUCUCCCCUUCGCGCGGGGCUGCCUCCGCCGUCGCUGCUCUCCAGGAUCCAGCCGCUCGUCCCCCCGCCGCCGCCGCCGCAGCCGCGGCCGGAGACGACGGUGGAGGCCUACGAGGCGCAGGCGGUGGCGAGGCUGAGCUCGCUCCCAGGAGAGAUCUCCUUCCCCUGCGGCCUCCCCUCGCUCCGGUUCAUCAUCGAAGACGGAAAGGAUCCUGUUGCUAAUGAACCCCUGGAGCUACUUCCAAAAAGAACUUAUCAGCCCAGUACCAUCAAGCGGAAAAGAACCCAUGGGUUUCUUACACGACUGGUGAAUGACAAGCAGAAGAUGAGAAGAAAAAUGCAAGCUGCGGACUCCUGUUGCCGAUGAAUUCGUCAGGAAAUUCUACACGUACCCCGCCGCUUCAAAAAAACCAUUGAAAAAAUAUAGAAAAAAUACUUGGGUUUGAUGACUAACCGGGGAUGGAGUCGCUGCCUGCGCGGCGCAUGGCAGGUUGUUGUUUGGCUCUGUGCCUCGUUGGCUCCCCUACCCUUGUGCGACGUGGCUGUAGCCUUGUGUACGUGGAUGCUCCGGAGGCGAUACCAGUGUGUGUGUGCCUGCCGCGGAUGACUUGCCGGAGAUACUGUGCUGCACUCGAGAUAAUAAAGCAGUCAAGCAGGUGUCAGCUAGACGGACUAGUCGUGAGCUCGCACGUGUCAGCUAGAUUUAUUUUGUUGUUUUGUGCACCAACUUUGGAGGGAUAGUAUAAUCAUGGGCAGCCCCAUCUGUAGAAAAUUUAGAGGAUUUUAAUUCUAUAUAAAAUAUUUCUAUAAAGAACUUCGAAUCAA
Oryza sativa Japonica Group (Japanese rice) is the source of this 959-nucleotide messenger RNA. The record is from RefSeq and is a predicted model, not a curated record. Lineage: Eukaryota; Viridiplantae; Streptophyta; Magnoliopsida; Poales; Poaceae.